Histoplasma mississippiense is the source of this 1164-nucleotide messenger RNA. RefSeq lists its product as hypothetical. NCBI's taxonomy places the organism in Eukaryota, Fungi, Ascomycota, Eurotiomycetes, Onygenales, Ajellomycetaceae. The record is from RefSeq and is a predicted model, not a curated record. Gene Ontology annotation, molecular function: mannan endo-1,6-alpha-mannosidase activity. The coding region runs from base 1 to 1164 and encodes 387 amino acids. Gene Ontology annotation, biological process: carbohydrate catabolic process; fungal-type cell wall biogenesis. The transcript is spliced from 2 exons.
AUGUUCGGCGCGUUAGUUGAUUACUGGUACUAUACUGGCGAUGAUCAAUUCAACAACAUUACAACGCAGGCGAUACUUUUUCAAGUGGGGAAAAAUAAGGACUUCCAGCCUGCUAACCAGUCCCAGACCUCUGGGAACGACGAUCAAGGGUUUUGGGGAAUAACUGCUAUGGGUGCCGCCGAGGAUAAAUUCCCGAAUCCGCCCCCUGACCAACCGCAAUGGCUUGCUCUGGCUCAAGCAGUUUUCAACACACAAGCAGUCCGGUGGUACAACGAGACCUGUAAUGGCGGCCUGAAGUGGUCCAUCAACACUUGGGGACGCGGAUGGAUAUACAAAAAUACCAUUUCGAACGGAUGCUUCUUCAAUCUUGCUGCCCGACUAGCGCGGUACACGGGCAAUGAAACAUAUUUUCGCUGGGCGGAAUCGUCCUGGAAUUGGGUGAGCGGCGUUGGCCUCGCCAGCCCAAAAUUCGAAUAUUACGAUGGCGCAAGCGAUGCUGGAACCGAUAACUGCACCGACAAAAAUCACAUACCUUGGACUUAUAAUGCUGGAAUCUUCAUGUCCGGAAUCGCCAGCAUGUACAACAUUACAACUGGUAAGGAACAAGAGGCUUGGAAACAACGUCUCGAAGGAACCAUCAAGCAAACAGAGAUUACGUUCUUCCCGGAAAGGAAAGGUCGAGUCAUGACCGAAGUUGUUUGUGAGGAUGCACCGGGCAUCAAAGUGUGUGAUGCAGAUCAGCGGUCAUUUAGAGCUUACCUUUCCCGCUGGAUGGGCCUAACCGUAAAACUUGCCCCGUUCUCGAAACCCCUGAUCAUGCCAAUGCUGCAGCGGUCUGCCGAAGCUGCCGCGAGGCAGUGCAGUGGGCCAGACAAUGUUUGUGGUUUGCGCUGGUCGCACCAAGACAAGUGGGAUGGUGACCAAGGCGUGGGCGAGCAAAUGGCAGCGAUGGAGGUGCUCCAAAAUAACCUAGUUGACCUAGUUGCCGGCCCUGCAGACGCGAAAACCGGUAUUAGCAAAGGUGACCCAAAUGCGGGAGAGCGUGUAGGUAGCAGGCCCGUCGAAUUUUCAGAAAUUACAACCGGUGAUAAAGUUGGGGCUGGCUUUGUGACAUCGAUAAUCUUGUUGGCCGUUCUUGGCGGCGCUUGGUGGUUGGUUUCCUAG